AUGCCAGAAUCUUUGCCUUCAACGACUCCGUCAGCUGCAUUGCCGCUCCCUGAAGUCAAAGUAUUGAAUGCAGGAACAACGACAACUGAUGAGGUUGUUGAAGCAUUACGAGAUGCGGGUGGCUGCAUAGUCAGAGGUUUAAUUGGGACUGCACAUGUGGAUCAAAUCGAGAAAGACUUGCGCCCGUACCUGAAUGCUGAUAAAUCUUGGGAUGGGAAAUUUUAUCCUCCUGAAACGCGUCGUUGCUGUGGAUUGUUGGGCAAGAGUCGUACUUUCGCGCUGCAAGUUAUUGGGAAUCGGCUGUGGAAUGAUGUUUGCGACGCCUUACUCACGAGCACACUCUCAACCAAUUGGGUUGGAAAUGACAUUGAAGAAAGCAUCUCUCACCCACAAUUGAGCAAUACGAUAUGCUUUAGUAUCGGGCCCGGUGCAGCCGAUCAACCUCUCCACCGCGACGACGAUGUGCACCAUCACCAUUUAAAAGCUGUUGGUAAACACGAAAUUGGCCGCGAUGUAGGAGUUGGGCUGUUUGUGGCUGGCAAGAAGGCCACCAAAGCGAACGGAGCGACGAGGUUCAUCCCUGGCUCCCACUUGUGGGAUUAUUCUCAAGGCCCUCCCCGCGAGGAGCAGACUUUUUAUGCGGAGAUGCAACCAGGGGAUGCUUUCUUCAUGCUGAGUGGCUGUUUCCAUGGGGGUUCUGCGAAUCGAACAGAGAAUGAAGAGCGGCUGAUGUAUUCCUGCUUUUUUACUAGAGGUUGGUUACGACAAGAGGAAAAUCAAAUUCUUGCGAACCCCAUUGAGGCAAUUCGUGUCCUUCCCGAAUGGCUUCAAGAACGGGUUGGUUUCGGCCUUAGCCGACCUUUCUUGGGCUGGGUGGAUUUGGCAAAUCCAAUGCAUAUCCUACACCCAGAAAAAAUCAAGCAAAGGGAUUUAUGGUAG
This is a messenger RNA of Penicillium verhagenii, 939 nucleotides long. Its product is annotated as phytanoyl-CoA dioxygenase family protein. The transcript has 4 exons. The record is from RefSeq and is a predicted model, not a curated record. The coding region runs from base 1 to 939 and encodes 312 amino acids. NCBI's taxonomy places the organism in Eukaryota, Fungi, Ascomycota, Eurotiomycetes, Eurotiales, Aspergillaceae.